CUCAAACAUUUGUGUAGGCAAGGUGAGUUGCAUACACAGAUUGACUGGCCCGAAGCCAAAACUAGUUAUGCCAGAUCUUUGUCACUAACCCCAGGGCCAGCAAACUCAGGGGAUCUCGAAUAUGACUGCUUACAUGACGUUUGCAUAUCCAGUCUUAUGUGACCGUCACUAUCAAACUAUUGCAUUCUUUGACCUCAUCAUAGAUUCUGCAGCCUCCCGCGAAGCCAAGGUCAGACAUGCAGCAAACUUGUGCGAGCAAAUACCUCGCGGCGGCGACGUGGGCGUGUCGUCUCAGGCUCGUUUUUACGCAGCCAGAGAGCAGUCUCGUCUUUAAAAGGCACAACCUGCUUUCAGUUACGAACUCAUGUAUUUAUCAAAUAGACGCACGAUGACUAAAAGAAAUUAUAUAUAAACCAAACUAAAACAAGCUUCUUACCAUGACGCAUGAUUUCUUAGAAGAACACUCUUUGGAUGACACAAUGAAGAACGUCAACUGCACAGAAAUAAACUUGGAUUUUACGCACACAUUUUUGCCCAUCGUUUAUAUUCUGGUGUUUAUUAUCGGGAUCAUCGGUAAUUGCUGGGGUUUGUAUUCAGUGAAGAAGAACUGGAAGAAACUUGGUAAUAUCAACAUCUUUGUGCUAAACCUUGGAGUUGCCGAUCUGCUCUACGUGUUUUGUUUGCCUUUCCUGGUGGUUUAUUACUUCAAUAAAAGCAAAUGGAUCUUCGGAUACACAUUCUGCAUGGUGACCAGGUUCUGCUUCAAUCUGAACUUGUACGGCAGCAUCGGCUUCCUUACAUGCAUCUGCGUUUACCGGUACCUCGGUAUCGUCCACACCAUGGAGGUGAUGGGUAGGAUCAAAACCCGACAUUCAGUGUGGAUAAGUGUGUUGGUAUGGUGUUCCGUCUUGAUUCAGAUAAUUCCCGACAUGUGCUUUGACAAGGCGCCGGAAAACUCCUCCGACGCAUGCUAUGACACUACAGCCGACAACCGGAUCGGGGAUUAUCUUCCAUACAGCAUCGGGUGGUCCAUUACUGGAUUCGGCAUCCCACUGCUCGUCAUCCUUUGGUGCUACGGCCACGUCGCGGUGGUCCUCGCAACCCGAGCCAACGUCGAUGCCCUGCUGAAGCAGCGAUGCCUGAAACUGGUCAUCAUCUUGAUCAUCCUGUUCUCCGUCUGCUUCAUCCCCUACCACGUGCUGAGGAACCUUAACUUGGUGACGAGGAUACUUAAGAACAAAGGCACGUGCCACGAAAUGUACAAGGACAUUUACGUCGCCCACCAGGUGAGUCGCGGACUGGCGAGCAUGAACAGUGCCAUCAAUUCCUUGAUUUAUCUUCUGGGGAACGACGAUUUCCUCCUGCGCUUCCACGGGUACAGCAUGAGGGCCAGGAUGUCCCUGUCCCGAAUAGCGGGGGUCGUUAUCUACAAAAAGCCUCAGGAGUCGGACUCUAUGGACGGAGCUGCAUGAGAGCUUGGCAUCGCGCACAGAUACCUCCAUAACAGUUCUUAUCAAGGACUUAACGCCCCGUCAUGUACAGUAACAUCACACCGUGAGCACUUUUGCAAAGUUACCCUUGACCUUCGUAGUUAACGCAUUGUGAAUUACGCGAUGUACUUUUCUUACGAUUCUUAUGUUGUUAGAAGUUUUAAAUAUUUUAAGUAUCGUCGUAAAAUUUUUAUCUACUAUAGACAAAUUCGUAAUGGAAUAACGUGAACGUUUGAAAUGUAUUUAUACUUGUAACAUAUUGUUUAUUUUCCUCUCUUUCAACUUCGGUCUAUUUAAUCAAGAAAAUCUUAGUUUUGUAUUAUAUUUUUCAUUGCUCGUACUAUAUUUUGUGUGUCAGUCUGUAUAAAAAUAAGAAAGAACAAGAAAAACAGGCUAUGUUAUGCUGCUGAGUGGGCAUACGGAGUUGCCUAAUUAACUAUAGGCCUAUUGGGAAAUUGUUAUAUGCUAGGCCUAUAGAUAUUAGUCAUGUAUUUGUGAGCCUUGUUAAAUGCAUAGUGGUGCAAUAAUGAUUAAAUAUAAAAUAAUGGUUGAA
Molecule: messenger RNA, 2043 nt
Organism: Paramormyrops kingsleyae
Lineage: Eukaryota; Metazoa; Chordata; Actinopteri; Osteoglossiformes; Mormyridae
Product: P2Y purinoceptor 1-like
Biological process (GO): G protein-coupled receptor signaling pathway
Cellular component (GO): membrane
Molecular function (GO): neuropeptide receptor activity
Source: RefSeq, a predicted model, not a curated record